Serpula lacrymans var. lacrymans S7.9 is the source of this 2202-nucleotide messenger RNA. RefSeq lists its product as uncharacterized. The transcript has 8 exons. The coding region runs from base 64 to 1680 and encodes 538 amino acids. NCBI's taxonomy places the organism in Eukaryota, Fungi, Basidiomycota, Agaricomycetes, Boletales, Serpulaceae. Gene Ontology annotation, molecular function: histone deacetylase activity. The record is from RefSeq and is a predicted model, not a curated record.
GUACCUCAGAUUUUACUUCUUGUAAUCGCAAUCGUGUAAACCAUAAUUUUCCACAUUUCCGGCAUGUCAAAGAGGCGCGUAGCAUAUUACUAUGACGGCGAUGUUGGCUCGUUCACAUACGGACUAGGACAUCUCAUGAAGCCGCACCGCAUGCGCGUCGCUCAUGACCUUAUCACUGCAUAUGGAAUGUUAGACAAGAUGCAUGUUCUGCGGCCAAAACGCGCGUCUGCGAAGACAAUGACCUCCUUUCACACUGACGAAUAUGUCCAUUUUUUGAGCCGGGUGACGCCAGAGACAGCUGAAGAGCUUACGUAUCAUGGAACAAGAUUCUUGAUGGGUGAUGAUAACCCUCCUUUCGAGGGUGUGUUCGAUUUUUGCUCCAUUUCUGCUGGAGGGUCUAUAUGUGCCGCAGAACGCAUCGCAUCCGGCUCAGCAGAUAUCGCAAUCAACUGGGCCGGCGGGCUACACCAUGCGAAGAAGCGUGAGGCGGCUGGAUUCUGCUAUAUUAACGACAUCGUUCUCGGUAUUCUCGAGCUUUUGCGGACGUUUCCGCGUGUUCUCUACGUUGACAUCGACUGUCAUCACGGGGAUGGCGUGGAGGAAGCGUUUUAUACGACCGACCGCGUGAUGACGUGCUCGUUCCACAAGUUCGGAGAGUACUUCCCCGGAACUGGGACACAAGAUGACAAGGGAAAAGGGAAGGGAAAGGGUUAUGCAGUGAAUGUGCCCUUCAAGGACGGUCUUACUGAUGAAGCGUUCAAGAGUGUAUUUGAGCCGGUUGUGGCCAGAUGUUUGGAGGUUUUUAGGCCUUCUGUUGUGGUACUCCAGUGCGGUGGGGACUCUAUAGCCGGGGAUAAGCUGGGAUGCUUCAACAUCACGAUGCAUGGACAUGCACAUUGCGUGCAGUUUAUUCGAAAAAAGAAUAUACCACUCAUCUUGUUGGGAGGCGGAGGGUACACUGUAAAGAAUGUCGCACGAGCGUGGGCAUACGAAACAGCAUGCGCUCUGGGAAUUGAAGACACUAUCGACCCCAAUCUGCCUUGGAACGAGUAUUUCGAGUGGUUUGGUCCACGUUAUCGACUUGAGGUGCUGCCUAAUAAUAUGGAAGAUUAUAAUGUGCGGGAUGGGGCCUUGGAUAAAGUUAGGACUACAGCACUUGAACAGCUUUCAGAAUUAGCAGGCCCUCCCUCUGUGGGUAUGCACGACGUGCCCAGACAAAGCUUAGGACAUCACCUCGGUUUCAGGGGUGAUACGGAUAGCGAAGCGACAGACGAGCUGGACGAGCGUUUAGCACAAUAUUCGCAUUUCGUCUACAAACAGCAAGAAGAAGCGGAAGCGGAAUCAGCAGAAUCAGACGAUGAGGAUGAAUGGGACUCUGAUGGAUCGACGAGAAGCCGGAGAAGACGGCAGAAGUCGCGCAUGAGUAUCGUCAGCAAUAAGUACACGGAUGGCAUCGACGAACAUCUUGGUGGCAAGAGCCGCAGACGGUUCUUCCAGAGUUCUGCGAAAUGGGAUGAGACGCAGCAAUGUUUUCAACUAAAAAACGAUAUGGGGCUGAUGGGACUUGGAGGGAUGUCCGCAUUGAUGGAAGCGGGAGGGCGCAUGAGUCGGAUGCCAUCAGUAGAUGGAGAAAUAAACAUGGACGAGGACAGAGAUUGGGAAGAUAACGUGUCAUUAUGAGAUUAAUAAAAACGUAUGUAUAACUGUACUAUGUAACUUAUUUAACGGUACCGUAGAUUUUCUCAUCGUGGUUAACAAAUGGCAGACAUUUCUGGCACCCUGCACAAAUUAUGGUAUGCAAACGUUAACGGGAAUAGGUCAUGCUGCCACAUACAACAGUAGCUAUAGCAAAUGUGUUCAAAGUUUGUUUCCAAGCAGGAAAGUUUUGCAAUGUUCAUGAACCACCACGAUCCGCAAGUCAUCUGCAACGCUUUCAAGUUGGAGAGCGGACUCUUCGCCACAUGAAAUGGCGCAUAUUAUAAUGGGUAGACCUGGAUCCAAUGCCCUAUCAUCGUCUAAUUCACAAGCAAAUAACAACCGUUAACUACAGCACGAAUGCCGGUAUUAGCGGGGAGACUGGGGUGGGUUGGCCAUCUUGGAUCCGUAGCACCCAUAUAUCUGUCAGGCGCAUGCGGGGUAGGAAGAACUGGAGCGCCUCACGUGGGUCUAGAACAACGAUGGAUUUUGGUGCAAAGAGCAGCC